UAAGUGUCGCGGCGCCGCCUCCCGCUCGGCGCGGCCUCCCCCCGCGGCUCGGCCAAUCAGCGCCCGCCCGCGUCACAGUGAGGGCAGCGAAACACGGAGAAAGGCAAAAAAAAGUUUGGUGAGGAGCGAGCGGGGCCAGGCGGGGCUGGGCGGCGGCGGGACGCGGCGGGCCCGGAGCCAGGUUUGAUUAUUGCAAUACAGCUGGGAUUGAAAGCAGCAAGAGGAAUCUCCAAAGCUGUUGAAGAUUGCUGGUCUCUCAUCAGUCUGGUCCGUAGCAGAAGGGAGAAUGGCUCAAGAAACCAACCGCAGCCAGGUGCCCAUGCUGUGCUCCACUGGCUGUGGCUUCUACGGCAAUCCCCGCACCAACGGCAUGUGCUCGGUCUGCUACAAAGAGCAUCUGCAGCGGCAGAACAGCAACGGUAGAAUUAGCCCUCCGGCAACUUCUGUCACUAGUAUAACUGAAUCCUUACCAGUUCAGUGCACAGAAGGCAGCACCCAGGAAACUCAGUCACCUUUAGAUUCUACAUCGACUCCAUCUAUGCAGCCAAGCCCUGUGUCCAGUCAGUCCCUUCUAACAGAAUCUGUAGCAUCAUCCCAAGCGGAUAGCACAGCUGUGGACAAAACAGUACCUGAGACAGAAGAGUUGCAAGCUUCAGUGUCAGAGCAUGCAGAGCCUACAGCUGAGGAGCAGGAGAAGUCGCUUGACAAACCCAAACAGAAGAAGAAUCGUUGCUUCAUGUGCAGGAAGAAGGUUGGGCUGACUGGCUUUGAGUGCCGCUGCGGGAAUGUGUUCUGCGGCAUGCACCGCUACUCAGACGUGCACAGCUGCUCCUACAACUACAAAGCUGAUGCUGCUGAGAAGAUCAGAAAAGAGAAUCCUGUAGUCGUUGGGGAGAAGAUCCAGAAGAUCUGAACUGCUGCUUCUGCUGGAACACGAGAGUCCUCUGCCCGUCUGCAGAUUGAAUUGACUUGAGCUUUCUUUCCUUAGUCACCGGGAGCGUAGCGCAGUGUCCUUGCCUAGACCUUUAAUCAUGCAUGUCAGCAGAUGAAUAGAUUUUUGGGGGUUUUGGGUUUGGUUGUUUUUUUGGUUUGGUUGUUUUUGUUUGUUUCUGUUUUGAACAUGAGACUGAACCUUUUCCUCUUCAUUGCAGUUUUCUGUGGCUGAAGACUUCAGUAAAACUUUACAAGUAUUAUCCUUUAAAGAUGAUUUUAAUCCUAGUGGAGUGCAGAGGGCUUUUAUAACCAACGUGGAGAGAGCGUCGCGGGGGCUGUGCUCUCCCAGCCUCCAGCGUGCAUGCAUUACCUUUUGCAGUUCAUUUUCCUGGUGUAUAUAGCUUUCCUCUGCAGCACAACUUCCUUUUUGGUUUGUUUUGGGGGUUGUUUUGGUUUGUUUUUUUGUUUUGAUAAUGCCUUGUAUGGCACAACUAGUUAUCAGUAACUGAAUGUAUUUUAAUCAUUAUGGCUGCUUCCCUUGGUUUGUUUUUCGUUUCCCCAUUAAUGAGGGGUUAUACCUGUUGGCAUAUUAGCUUGUUUGCACCCUCUACCUAUUUAUGUAUGAAUCAUUUGUAAUGAGAGUGUGUGCUGAGGUCUGUCUGCGUGGACUUGGGUUUGGUUUGGGUUUUUAUUUGCCCUCGGGGUGGGUUGGUUCGUGCGUGUGUGUGUCUGUGUGCGUGGGGGGCAGGCUGUAUGCACUUCACUGACUGCAGGUUUCCUUGGGGUUACAUCCAUCAGUCUGUCUGUACACAAAUAUGAAGAAUGAUCCGAAGUUCUGUGCUGUAUUUAUGUUUAUCCAUGUCUUAACUUUGAUUAAAUAAAAUUGGGGGAAAAAAAAACCA
Molecule: messenger RNA, 1835 nt
Organism: Pogoniulus pusillus (Red-fronted tinkerbird)
Lineage: Eukaryota; Metazoa; Chordata; Aves; Piciformes; Lybiidae
Gene: ZFAND6
Product: zinc finger AN1-type containing 6
Exons: 7
Coding region: 287-913 (208 amino acids)
Biological process (GO): protein targeting to peroxisome
Molecular function (GO): zinc ion binding; polyubiquitin modification-dependent protein binding; DNA binding
Source: RefSeq, a predicted model, not a curated record